Messenger RNA from Selaginella moellendorffii, 595 nucleotides. RefSeq lists its product as uncharacterized. The record is from RefSeq and is a predicted model, not a curated record. The transcript has 2 exons. NCBI's taxonomy places the organism in Eukaryota, Viridiplantae, Streptophyta, Lycopodiopsida, Selaginellales, Selaginellaceae. Bases 21 to 437 code for a protein of 138 amino acids.
AUUGCCAAGCCUGAUGGAAGAUGAUGGUGAAACGGGGUCCGCUUAGAGACGACGAAGUUGCAAUGGCGAUGGCAAAGGCGUUGGCAGUGCUAAAGAAGGCACGAAGGCAUGCUUUGUUUGCAAAGCAGGGAGUGGGACCGGAUGAUGGGGGAAAGAAUCGCGCAUUUGGCAGAGUUAUAUACCAGGACAUUCUUCCGAGGGAUGAAUCGAAAUCGAGAGCACGCCGGGGUGGAGGAUAUUAUUUUCUCUCUACUGGGAGCCACGAAUGCGUGGGGAAAGGCAAAGCUGGAAUAUGUUUGCAGAUUGAGAUAUGGGUGAAGCACUCGCGGAGAGCACGCGUCGUGCUUCUAGGACACGGGAGCUUGGAAGUUUACGGAGAAAUAAGUGAAUGUGACACGACAAAGUUUAUGCGCUCCUCAAGCAAACAAGCGCAGUGACCGCUGCGGCUGGCCAAUGCACAGUCCUCCUCUGGAGCACUCGACGCCACAGACAAGGCCGGUUGCAUCACCAACGGAAGAUUCGACAGGGCCUCACAGAGAGCGGAAAAGAUCUUUGGAGCAUAAUGCACGGAAAAAAUACGAAACAGCAACAAAAA